This is a messenger RNA of Racocetra persica, 176 nucleotides long. Lineage: Eukaryota; Fungi; Glomeromycota; Glomeromycetes; Diversisporales; Gigasporaceae. The record is from the annotation of a GenBank genome assembly.
GACUCUUUGAUAUUUUCGGAGAACAUUACAGUGAUGUAUACGCUGAAAAGAAGCACAAAGGGCAUCUUAGUUAUGAAAUAAUCGCUGGUGCUGCAGCUUUUGAAGCCAUGAAGCACUUCGAAAAAAUGCAUGAAGAAAAAACCGGAGAAAAAGAUAAAUUUGCCUUUGCUAAAGAG